GAUUGAUGGGGAUGGAAAGGAUGGAAGGGAGGAAAAAAUCGUGUGCCUGGGGGAGGUGGAAAGAGAUGAAGUGGGUUGAUGGUGGCAGCAGUAGUGGUGAAGGGUGAUGGAUGGAUGGAUGGUUGUUGAGAGAGUGUGUGUGUGCGUCGAGGCGGAGAAGGCGUGAGGGAGGGUAGUGAAUGGGCCCUUUGAACUUACUACGAACAACAAGGCGGAGGGAUCCGAGAGAUGAGGGAGAGACAGAGAUGGACAGAUGGACGGACACGAAACGGGGGAGGGGGCUGUUCGCUGCUCAGUGCUCACAGUGCCGCCUUCCCCGGAUUAUGAUGAACAGGCUUUUUCGCUUAGUUUCUCACGCGACCACUUCGUUUUGGGAGGCUGUUCGAGGGGGGUUUGCGAGGGCCGAGGAGUCUGAGAGUUCCCAGCGGGAGGUUUCUUGGGAAAGGGGAACAGGAAUGGGAAAAAGAGCCAGGUCUGGAGGCCGAAGAGGCGGGAACUGCUGAUGGUCUAAGCGGGGGAAAAGAGGUUUGGCGUCGCUCUGACUGGUCCACGAGGGGGGCAAACCACGAUGAUCAAUAAUGGAUCGAAUGGGAUGGCGUCCAGAGACUUUGGGGCG
Molecule: messenger RNA, 616 nt
Organism: Cladophialophora immunda
Lineage: Eukaryota; Fungi; Ascomycota; Eurotiomycetes; Chaetothyriales; Herpotrichiellaceae
Exons: 1
Coding region: 180-503 (107 amino acids)
Source: RefSeq, a predicted model, not a curated record